This is a messenger RNA of Amphibalanus amphitrite, 2990 nucleotides long. Its product is annotated as alpha-ketoglutarate-dependent dioxygenase alkB homolog 6-like. Bases 157 to 822 code for a protein of 221 amino acids. NCBI's taxonomy places the organism in Eukaryota, Metazoa, Arthropoda, Thecostraca, Balanomorpha, Balanidae. The record is from RefSeq and is a predicted model, not a curated record. The transcript is spliced from 5 exons.
AGUGACCUUGAAAGUGACUUUCGAAGCCAGCUUGAUCUCGAAAUGGUGAAUGAACUGAAGUCCGUAUUUUGAAUCAGUUAUAUCAUUCAUUUUCUAACGUGACUUACUAUCUAACUACAUGCAAAACUUACGUUGCUAACUUCCUCCAGAUCCGGGAUGAGCACCCUUGAAAAGUACAAGGUUACCCGAGCGCCGGCCACGGUCCACUAUGUGCCCGAGUUCGUGACCGAGGCCGAGGAGCAGCGACUGCUGGAGCUGGUGUACGCCGCCCCGCGGCCGCGCUGGACGCAGCUGGCACACCGGCGACUGCAGAACUGGGGCGGCCUGCCACACCCGCGCGGCAUGCUGCCAGAACAGAUACCCACUUGGCUGCAGGCGCCGAUGGAGCGGAUCGCCGCGCUGGGCUGUUUCGGCGAGCUGCGGCCCAACCACGUGCUGGUGAAUGAGUACCUGCCCGGCCAGGGGAUCAUGCCGCACACGGACGGGCCGCUCUUCGCGCCAGUCAUCACCACCGUCACACUGGGCUCGCACGCGCUGCUCGACCUCUACCGGCCCAGACAGGACGACUCGCAGGAGGCGUCGCCGGCCGAGCCGGAGGCGGUGGGCUCGCUGCUGCUGGCGCGCCGCAGUCUGCUCGUGGUCCGUGAUGACGCCUACCACCACCUCCUACACGGCAUCGCCGCGCGCACAGAGGACACCGUUACAGACGCCGUGCUGAACGGAGCAGAGCAGGCCGCCGGCUCCCGGCUGCAGCGGCAGACGAGAGUAUCGCUCACCAUCAGACACGUGCCCAAGGUGCUCAAAGCCAAACUGAGGCUGUGAGGCCGACCAAAGGUGACCAGAGCCAAACUGCGGUUGCAGGGACCAGCCCAUAGUGCCGGAGGACAGCUGUGAAGGAUCCGGCCCAUGUGCCUAGGGCCGGUCUCGGGUGAUACCGUGGGGGGGGGGGGGGGGGAUGGAACUGAGGGAUUUGUCUUGCUAUCAGUAACUGGCUGUGGCUGGACUCCCUGAAUCGAACUGAACCGGCCGGGGGCGGAGCCAGCCGGCUCUCUGCGAUGCGAGACUCGGUACGGGAUGGAAUCGGCGACGGUUUUAUAUGUCCCUGUGAGCACACCAUCUCAUUAGUCAUUUUCUUUAUGAUAAGCGCUGUUAGAAAUGUCAAAAAUCGAAUACAUGGUGAUGAGCUUCACAAUUGUGAGAGGCAAAUCGAAAUCAGGAAUGAGGAGCCAAGUUAAGGUGGCAACACUGCUCCUUGUUUCGCUAAUGCAUGCUCUUAUAGUUCAGCUCAGCUGAAAACAAUUGAACCUAUCAACGGCAAAUGUCCUUCAAGAGAUCCUAUUUAGCUCAAUGUUCCGGCUCCUGCAUGACAGGUCGAGGUCUGAUAAAAGGACGAAUCGCUUCCACCUAAUCUCGGAAACUGUCGUAUCUUAUCCGACUUACCACGUGACCUGUCGUCCGAUAGUGUCACCGGCGGGCGCUGACCAGUAUCGGGGUCACGUGACUCGUCAGUGUGCCUGCGGCGGCCGGGAGGUGACUGCGUCAGGGCGGUGACCGCUGCGAUCGGUCCGACGGCCGUCCUAACGAGACCGCGCACAGAUAGUGCCGAACGGAGGGGCAUGGCGAGCGGUCAGAGCUGACAGCAGUCGGUCGGUUCAGAAUUGACAGCAGUUGCAGUAACAGCGGUCACGGGUAACAGAUCACAUGUGAUGUGACAGUGGAAAUUCUGGUCAUGCGUCAGCGAUUACGGGCUACAUGCAUGUGACAGCGGUGACCGCUGGCUAUUACCAGCUGACUGUGGUUACAUAACAUCAUUCAGAAAAGACGACGGCGACCAAUGAACAGCGUCAGAUGUCACAUUAUACCGGCCACAAGAAAGCGACAGCUGACAUUGAUCAGGACGAAGCUGCCACGGAACUGCCGCUAUCUCUGCGCAGCAGAAAGAGCGGCUAACGCCCGGAAGAUUGAGAUCGGAAACAGUUGACACUCAACCAAAGUGACUGGAAAUCUAGAGGGGUCAGCGUCUCUUCAGCUCCUGGUCUCGCAGUUGCCUAAAAAGCGAUGAGCGGAACGCGUGAAGCUAGUGAGCAGUUGUAAGGCACCGCCAGUGUCCGAGCGGGAUGGAGCCGCGCACCAAGCUGGACCUGGUGCAGAGCGCCGUCGGCAGUAUGGUGUUCCUGUGCUCGGUGGUGUUCGUGUUGAUGCUCGUCUACCAGGCGUCCGCCGCGGCCAAGAUCGCCACGGGCGCGCUGCUGGGCGCGCUGCUGGUCGUCUACCUGGCGCUGGCCGUGGUGUCCGGCUGCCGGUGGCGCAGCCCGUGCCCCGGCGGACCGCCGCGCGCCGCGCUCCGCACACGUCCGCCGCAGCCCUACGACAUCACGCUCACCAGGUUCAGGGAGGAGGCGGCGCCGGCGGAGCGCCGGGCGGGCCGGGCGGCGCGCUCGGUCCGCCCUGCGCCGCGGCCCCGCGCGGCUCCUCCGGAGGACGGGCCGCCGCCCGACUACAAGGCGGCGCUGGCGGCCGGCAGCGUACCGCCGCCCUCCUACAGUGAGGUGGCUGCCGCCGGCUUCAGCCAGGCCGUGGACCUGAGCGACGAGAGACGGACGGAGCCGAGCGCGCCGCCGCCGGAGUGAGCGCCCCCCCCCCCCCCCCCCCCGAGUGAGAGCCAGAGAGAUUGACAUUGAUUCAGUGAGCCGACGACCGAGAGAGAAGUGAAAUAAGCCGACUUCAGUGAGAGUAGACCGACGCUGCGGGGCUGACUGAUCACAGUGAUCAGGAGCCAGGAGUCAGUCCACAGCUUCGACUGACUGCAGCCAUUCGUGUGUUGUGUUGUAUUGUAUGUCUGAAUAAUGUGAGAUAUUCCCUGUAAAACACAGACAACCGAGAGACGCAGCCGUUAGUGUGCUGUGUCCCGGAAUGAUGGGAGAUGUCACCGGUUAACUGCAGAGAACUGAGAGGUUGUGCCCAGGAUCUGUGAUAAAAUUGAACAGGAG